Molecule: messenger RNA, 1089 nt
Organism: Fusarium sp. VM40
Lineage: Eukaryota; Fungi; Ascomycota; Sordariomycetes; Hypocreales; Nectriaceae
Source: the annotation of a GenBank genome assembly
AUGAGUCUCGGUCCUUUGCCCGUUGAGUUACUCAUGACUCUUGGUGGCUUCUGCGACUAUGCUCAACUCGUCUCUUUAGCCCGCGCCAAUCACACCUUCCAUGCCAUCUUCAACCCGAUUCUCUACAAGCUCAACGCCGCAGACGUCCCCCAGAAAUCAUGCCUCCACUGGGCUGUAGAACAUGAUCUUCUAUCAACGCUAAAAAUGGCCAUCGCUUAUGGUGCAGACAUCAAUAAUACCGGUGCCGCGAAAGAGUCAAACUUCCCAGAUGAGCCACCUGACGACAACGGCUGGGGCGACGACGAAAGCAAAUGGUUCGACGAGAGCUACCGGGACGACGAUACUGUCUAUGCCUCUCCUUUACAUCUUGCAGUCCUCCAAAAUCGCCCUGAGAUGGUGCGAUGGCUUCUUGAUAAUAACGCGCGCCUGGAUGUUCCUUCGUGGAAGCUCUGCUCCUGCCGCUAUGAUCAUGAUCUAAGCAUGUGGUAUCCGCUACACUUUGCUAUGUGCCAUAGCAACGAUGAGAUUCUAUGCUUGUUGCUUGAGCGCGGUGCUUUGUACUCAAGAGAAGACGCCACAGGGCUCUAUUGUGCCAUUAAAUCGGGUGCAUUAUCUGCUGUCGAAACUAUAACUCAAGUGAAUACCUUCGACCCGAACUACCGAGAUUCGUCACAUAUGACGCCCCUACACUGGGUGCACGAAUGUACAAACCUGGAGACUGCUGCCGCUAUUACUGAAAGGCUAGUCCAGCGCAACGUCCCAGUCAACAGGAAGGAUCGAGAUGGCAAAACAGCUCUAUUCUACCUAAUCAUUUUGUUCAUGUUGGAACCGGCCGUCAUUCUACUGCGGCACGGCGCUGAUCCUACUAUUGAUGACGACGAGGCACGGGAAUUGGGGCUACUGGACGAGUGCUUUCACGUGUGGCUCGAUAAGAAAAUCCAAAGAGCCCGGGAGGUCGACCCCAGCAAGGCGGAAGCUAUGACUGAGAGGCGUCUUGAACUCGCAAAACUCGUCAUCAAAGGCGGUGUCGAUGUCAACGGGCCUCUCACCUACGCAACGCAGGCGCCUUUCAUACGGCCUCUAUUCUAG